AUCAGGCAGUAAUUAUUCCAUAAUGGCUGACAGUUUGACCUGGUAUUCCGUUUUCCACAGAGAACAUGCCAUGUUGUGAAAAUGGUUCUUAAAGCCUUUUCAUUCGGCCAACGAAUGGACUAGCCAGUUAAACAGGUGAACUUUACACGCUUCAAUUGAUAAAUCUGUCUACAGACACUGUAUGACAGGUCACCGAUUAGUAUAUUAUACCUCAACAAAAUUGGCAUUUCAUUUCUACUUAACGACGGCUAUCCAAUUGAUGAAAGAUCAGUGGCGUGUUUAACUGCGCUCAUGGUUCCAUAUGAUUGGGCAGCUGUAUGGGAUGCGAUGCUUCGCUCACUUGGAGCAUCAAAUGCACCUGUCCGGAUGAUAACGAAAAGUGAGCUCUCUAAAUACAACGGGGAAGUCAAUCGCCCAGGGUUAUACGUGGCAGUUUUGGGACAGGUAUUUGAUGUAAAUAAAGGACGCAAACAUUACGGCCCAGGUGGAGGUUACCAUUUCUUUUCAGGUAAAGACGCAUCCAGAGCAUUUGUGACUGGGGAUUUCACAGAAGCGGGACUGACUGAUGAUGUGUCUGACCUUUCCCCCUCUCAAAUUGUGGCUCUGUAUGACUGGCUGACGUUUUAUCAAAAGGAUUACACCCCAGUUGGAAGGGCGGAGGGCUAUUUCUACAGCGCUGAUGGGGAGCCCACGGAGGCCCUGCGGCAGGUGGAGGUGGCCUUAGAGCAAGGCCUGCAGCUCAAGGCCCAGGCCCAGGCCCACAGUGUGCAGUACCCGCCCUGCAACACAGAGUGGAGCUCCGCAGGGGGACGCGUCUGGUGCUCCACACAGAGUGGCGGUGUGAAAAGAGAGUGGGUUGGCGUUCCAAGGAAGCUCUUCUCUCCUGGUUCCAGCCGCUCUCGCUGUGUGUGCCUGCAGCAGGAGCUCAGCCGCUCGGACAACCCCAACCUGCAGGAGUACAGCGGCUGUCCAGCUGAGGCAGAAUCCUGCUUUGUCAGGGAACACUGAACUAGCACAGACAUUUCAAUCACACAGUCCCUCUUAAUCCUAAUCUGAAAUUCUUGAAGACUGAAAGUUUUUAUCACUGGUUGAAAAUAAAUGUUUUAGUAUGUCA
Alosa alosa (allis shad) is the source of this 1114-nucleotide messenger RNA. Its product is annotated as neuferricin. The record is from RefSeq and is a predicted model, not a curated record. Bases 292 to 1008 code for a protein of 238 amino acids. Gene Ontology annotation, cellular component: membrane; endomembrane system. NCBI's taxonomy places the organism in Eukaryota, Metazoa, Chordata, Actinopteri, Clupeiformes, Clupeidae. The transcript is spliced from 5 exons.